Messenger RNA from Oryzias latipes (Japanese medaka), 6077 nucleotides. RefSeq names its product AKT serine/threonine kinase 3a (gene akt3a). Gene Ontology annotation, molecular function: protein serine/threonine kinase activity; ATP binding. Lineage: Eukaryota; Metazoa; Chordata; Actinopteri; Beloniformes; Adrianichthyidae. Gene Ontology annotation, biological process: protein phosphorylation. The record is from RefSeq and is a predicted model, not a curated record.
UGAACUUCAUCGGAUCUCGCGAUAGUUGACACAUCAACCGGAAUGUGGAUGAGGGGAUGAUGAUAGAGGAGCUUGCUUCUGCUUAGAACAGGGUGAACUCAAAAAAACUGUUGAAGUUCAAGACGAGAUGGUAGAGUGAGGAGGAGGAGGGAGGAAGAGGAGGAGGAGAAGGAGGGGGGGUUGCCGCUUCCCCCUGCUGACGUCACCAGCCUGCGUGAGAGUCAAAACAACCGUUGGCUGCGGUAACGGUAGCUCCCCGCAGCCUCUCGGAAAUCCGUUUGAAGUGGCUCCAAAAGAUUAUUUGUGCGCGGGUCCGUAACGCAGGAGCGACAGGCGCUUAUCUUAUUCCUAGCCCCGGAUACUCAUCAGGAAGCGGAGGAGAGAGGGAAAAAAAGAAAAAAGAAGAAGAAGUAAGCCAAGCGGUGUGUGAGGAGCAGGUGCGCAGGAACAUCCCCGCACCUGUCGCUACAGGCUGAGUCACUACUGGUGAGGAGGAAGCCCUGGAGAGUGAAAGCGAGGGUUGGAGGAGGUGGAGGAGAAGAGGAUAAAAAAGACGAAGAAGAAGAAGACGGAGGGUGGGAGAUAAGCCACAACAGGAAGUGAAACGACACACACAUACAUGUUUGUGUGUGUAUCUGAGAGAGACUGCGUAAACUAGAGAACGAGAAAGGAAGGAAGGGAGGGAGAGUGACGCGGAGGCUGGGAGAGCCGGGCGCCCCCCCCCCCCCCUCGCUCCUCGCCUCCUCUCCCUCUCUCCUCCUCUUCUCCCCUCCUCCCUCCCUCUCUCUCUGUGUGGAGCAGGCGUGUAGCGGCAUCAGACCCGACGUGAAGGAACCAUGAGCGAUGUCACCAUCGUUAGAGAGGGAUGGCUCCAGAAAAGGGGUGAAUACAUAAAGAACUGGCGACCUCGUUACUUCUUGCUGAAGACAGACGGCUCUUUCAUCGGCUAUAAGGAGAAGCCUCAGGAUGCAGACCUGCCCUACCCACUAAAUAACUUCUCUGUAGCAAAAUGUCAGCUGAUGAAGACAGAGAGGCCAAAGCCCAACACCUUCAUCAUCCGCUGCCUCCAGUGGACGACGGUCAUCGAGAGGACUUUCCAUGUGGACUCACCUGAUGAAAGGGAUGAGUGGACAGAAGCCAUCCAGAUGGUGGCAGACAAGUUGCAGAGACAAGAGGAGGAAAGGAUCCAGUGCAGCCCCACAUCCAACAUCGACAACAUGGUUGAAGAAGAAAUGGACAUCUCCACGACUCACCACAAACGCAAGACAAUGAGUGACUUUGACUACUUGAAGCUGCUGGGAAAGGGAACAUUUGGAAAAGUGAUUCUAGUGCGAGAAAAGGCCAGCGGAAAAUAUUAUGCAAUGAAAAUCCUUAAAAAAGAAGUCAUCAUAGCCAAGGAUGAAGUGGCUCACACACUGACAGAGAGCAGAGUACUAAAAAACACCAGGCACCCUUUUCUAACGUCUCUGAAGUAUUCGUUCCAGACGAAGGACCGCCUCUGCUUUGUCAUGGAGUAUGUGAAUGGGGGGGAGCUGUUUUUUCAUUUGUCUCGAGAGCGAGUGUUCUCCGAAGACCGCACACGCUUCUACGGCGCCGAGAUCGUCUCAGCCCUCAACUACCUGCAUUCAGCCAAGAUCGUGUACCGGGACCUAAAGUUGGAAAACUUGAUGCUGGAUAAAGACGGCCAUAUCAAAAUCACUGAUUUUGGACUCUGCAAGGAAGGCAUCACCGACGCUGCUACCAUGAAGACGUUCUGUGGCACACCAGAGUACCUCGCACCAGAGGUCCUGGAGGACAACGAUUAUGGCCGGGCGGUGGACUGGUGGGGUUUGGGCGUGGUGACGUACGAGAUGAUGUGUGGACGAUUGCCGUUCUACAAUCAGGACCAUGAGAAGCUUUUUGAGCUCAUCCUCAUGGAGGAAAUUAAGUUUCCACGCACUCUGUCGGCAGACGCCAAGUCGCUGCUGUCAGGUCUCCUCAUCAAAGACCCCAACAAAAGACUUGGGGGAGGGCCGGAUGAUGCUAAAGAAAUAAUGAGACACAGUUUCUUCUCUGGCGUCGACUGGCAGGAUGUUUAUGAUAAAAAGCUUGUCCCUCCUUUCAAGCCUCAGGUGACGUCAGAAACAGACACCAGGUAUUUUGAUGAGGAGUUCACGGCUCAGACCAUCACAAUCACUCCACCGGAGAAAUUCGACGAGGACGGGAUGGACUGUCUGGACAACGAGAGACGGCCGCACUUCCCACAAUUCUCGUACUCUGCUAGUGGACGUGAAUGAACUGUCCAUCAGUGACAUCAUCAAAGCUGGUCUCUGAGGUCAUCAGUGUGGGACCCAAAAAACCCAACAACAAACAAAUCCACCCACAGCUUUGGACCAAGCCAGCUUUAGAGGAUUCUUCCCGCCUCCUUCAUUCCUUCUCUCCUCUUCACCUCUGCAGUCUGCUUUUUUAUUUAUUAUUCAUACUUUUGUCGAAAAAAACAAACAAAACGGAAAGAAAAAAAACAACCACCCAAGCGAUCUAAACUGUGAUGAGAUCAGUUGUGAUGACCCUUUAAGGACAGGAGCUUCACUGGAGCGCGCUGUGCUCUGAUGUGUGUCUGUUCUCCACAAACACUGAUGGAUGCUCGUUUCCACGGUUUCUCUGUCGUUCCUCGUCUGCAUGACGGGAACAAAAGUCCAUCAAACACAAACUGCCAUUACCGGUAGUGUCUUCUUGCAAACAGACUCAGAGACACUUUAGAUCCAUCUUUAAACCCGCACUCCACUGAUUCUGGGACUGACCGAGCCAUAGUGAUCGGUGAGCAGAAUCUUACACCUCAUGUUGUCAAGCAGGAUUUGACUCAGGUGUUACUCAGUGCGAGUUCUUGUCGUUGCUGCUACUUCAACUAUUACAAUACUACAGGUACUACUGUUGCUUGUCUACUGCUACUACUAAAGCCCGGUGCUACACUUGUUGUGAAUGCUGCUGAUCAUUACACAAGCGCCAGCCAAACUCCAACCACCUGUCUGAACAGCUACAGCUGCAGAACACCUCUGACCUGCAGACCACGGUGUGAGAUGCUCACGUGAGCUCCAGACGAGUCUCAGAACACACCUCAAAGCACAGCGGCUCCGGCAGGUGAAGCUCCCGCGCAAAUGAGCGGCACUCCAUUACCCACAAUGCAGUGCACGCCAGUUAAUGCCACAGAGACGGUGAAAAAGAGAGGAAAGCAGAAAGCUUGAAUGUUCCCCAUAAACUUUUUUUUUUCCUUCCAAACAGACUUUUUUCCUUUGUCUCUAAGAAAAAGAAGAAAAAAAAACAAAAAAAGGGAAACCGAAGCGGUACUUGUGUUGAAACCACUGAAAGCUUUACUGUGACAUGUUUUUGGGUCCACACGGCUGUACCUCUGUGUGUGUCUGCAGCAGGAGCAGAUUCAGCAGAAAUCUCUAAGAGAAAAACAUAGAAUGAAAAGUUUAUUACUUUAUUGUUGAGAAGUGACACGACGGCUGAUCUGACUCCUGAAACAGUCAGAAAGUUAAAUAGGCAGACAUAUUUAAGAGAAAGAAAAAGAAAAUUGGGUUUACGAGAAUCACAGCAAUUGCUAUAUAAUAUUUGUUGUAUUUAUUGUUUAUCUGGUUUGGUUUUAUAUUUAACUUUUUUCUAUUCUAUUGUUCUAGAAAAGAAAUAUAUUAUUUCUUAGGGCUGAGAGGCGGAAAAAAAUUGCACCUCAAGAAACAAAAAUGGCUGACGAAUGUAGGAGGUAUCGCAGAUAGCCUUCCUGCUGCAUUGUUUGUUUUAUUUUGAUGUUUUUGUGUUGUUUUGUGACCAAAAUGUGACAGCUGGGACGUGACGGGCACGUUAAAGACAGACCAUCGAGAAAACAACGUUUUUCCUUUUUCCUAAAAAGGACUCAAAAGUUCUAAUCUUACUGCGGGCACAGCGGCCAAGUUCAGAGAGAAACAGGAAGUGGUUCCGAACGCAAAAGAGAGAAGCACAAAAGUCUGAAUGUACAGCAAAGGAGGAGGCCGAGGGAGGAACUGUAAGUGUUUAUCUUCACUGUAGGUGUGUGAGGAAGGUGGCGGGUGGAGUGGAGGAGGUCGGGUCUGUCUCUAACGUGCGCCAUCGCCCCCUUCAGACUGGAUUGUGUGUGUUUUUUGCAGCUGUCCAAUUGUCAUGUCUUCCAGUCUUAGGAAAGAAAAAAAAUCCCCUCAGUUUCUGUUUUCAAAUGCCGAGUAAGCCUUACGGUUUAGCUCAGAACAAGUCAAACACUUUGACAUCCAGCACUUCUGAGUGACAUUCAAGUAUGAGGUAUUACAUUGGUUAAAAAAAAAAAAAAGAUCUGCACCUAAAGAGAACGGCUUCAUCCUGAUACAGGUUAAAGAGUAUCUAGGGAUGUGUGCUAAAUAUUUAUUUGAAUGUUUAUAUGACUAUCAUUGAUGGCUAACUUGAAUUUAUUUUCUAUUUAAUUUAUUUGUUGUAUUUUUUUAUAUUGCCAUUUCACAGUUAGGAGGGGAGGUUAGAAGUAUUUCAACAUUUUGGUUUGAAAAAAUGUUUUUUCCUCUUUAAAGAUAGCUCAUAUACAUCUCAGAAAACAUCCGUUUUUCCGGCUGCUCUGAAACUCACAUGCUUUGCUGUUGCACAACUGUUAAAAUGCUAACAGCUAGAAAACCUGCUUUACGGCAGAAACAACAAAAAAACAAACAGAAUGGCGCUGGCCUGCAUGCUGUUGUCCGCCUCUGUCGGCAUCACCGGUACAAAGUUGCACUCUGAAGUCUAAUGACAAAUACUUCCCAGUGAUCGACUGAGUUCAGGAAAAGUUCCCAUCCCAAGCUGGCGUCCGUAACCGACCCGAGUAUUUGGAAGGAUUUCGUUUUGACCCGAGCCACCGAGGAGUUCUAGCUGUGCACGCUUCAUGCCAAAACCUUUAGAAACCAGAGCUCCUAAGAUAUCGCUUUGUAGCUUUGAACACAGCACUUUCACACUCAUCACUUUUGAUAUGAUUCAGAGAAAUCUGAGUCAGCCUGCUUUAAAGCAAGAUUUUUUAGCUUUUUUAUGUUUGAAAGAAAAUGUUCCUUUAUUUGUAUAUAUGCUCCCCUUCACACAAAACUGCUGACUUUGAUGUUGGCAAGACCUGGAUGGAAUGUUUUGAAUGCAGUAAAAAAAAAAAGAAAGAAAGCCCGAGCAGACAGCGAUGCAGGCUCACUGGGAAGAUUUAGCAAACCGGUCAGUAUUUCUAAUUGAAAAGAAAAUCCUCAUUGCACUAAUUUCAUGUGGUUUGAAAAGUUUUCCCGCCAACCAGCCUCCCGAGUCUUCGGUCUAGCAUCACAGGCUGAUCCUGGAGCAAAGGUGAAAGAGAAAAGAAGGAUCCAUCUUAGUAAUUUUUCUUUAUCUGCGUGGGCUUACCAGCAGCAAAAGGAUCUCCCAAACUGGAUGCAGAAGUUCCUUUUCAGCCUUCAGAGCUUUACUGGUGGAGAUGGAACGCUCUCAAAGCUGCUACCGUUUUUACUGUAUGUCCAGCUCACACCUGACUUCAGGAGCGUUUCUCUUUUAAAGACUUCCGCUGCUCUGAAUUGAUUUUUCAUAAGCCCUGGUUCAUAGAUCACACUCCACCUGGCUUCUACUGCAGAGAAACACUUCUCUGAAAGAUUUGUAGGAAAAGAAAAGCAUAUCUGCAGCAGAGACCCUCCUUUACUCUCAUACAUCCUGACAGCUACUUUAACAAACAAGCAUGAGAUGCAUUUAUUUUACUAAACAUGUAAAAAUACUACAGCUGGUGCCAGAUUGGACCUCGAUUCUCUGAAGACCCGACACAUCUAGGUAGCCUCUGCUUCCUGAAACGCCAGAGCAGCAGAGAGGAUGCUGGGAAACGCAGCAGAUCCUGACAGUUUCCUAGAAAACCAGGCUUUUUUUUCUGUCCUGUGGGAACGCAGUGCCGCUGGCUGUUGAGGGCACAGGGAUGUGAAAACAACCGAUUACCAUCAACGUGAAGCUGUUUUUUACCCUGUACAUCUUUAGUAUUUUUACACAUGAAAUGCAUAUGAUAGGGAUACACAUUAUUUUCUUCUUACAGACAGCUUCAAUAAAGCACUUCAAACUGC